This is a messenger RNA of Medicago truncatula (barrel medic), 642 nucleotides long. Its product is annotated as pathogenesis-related protein 1. NCBI's taxonomy places the organism in Eukaryota, Viridiplantae, Streptophyta, Magnoliopsida, Fabales, Fabaceae. The record is from RefSeq and is a predicted model, not a curated record. Bases 1 to 642 code for a protein of 213 amino acids. The transcript has a single exon. Gene Ontology annotation, cellular component: extracellular region.
AUGCAUACAUUCUCAUUCUUCAUUGUUCUUCUAAUCUUCAUCUUUUUCAACGUUGUCACCGCGACACAAUCACAACAAUCUUUGUCACCACCACCUCCACAUGGCAAAAGUCACCACGGUCAUCAUGGUCACCACCGUUGCAAUGCUGCAAAAUUCUUUGGAUACGUUAGGACAAGCCCCACGGCGUUUUUGAAUAACCAAACUGAAUUAAUUAAUGAGUUCCUACACGCGCACAAUUGGGUGAGAAGUGAAUACAAAUUACCGGCAUUGAAGUGGGACGAAAAUCUCGCGAGUUUCGCGCGAAAAUAUCUUAUGGAACGUUAUAACGAUUGUAAAUUGGUUCAUUCUACUGCUAAUUAUGGUGAGAACAUGUUUUGGGGAAAGAAGUUGCAUUGGACACCUUCUGAUGCGGUUUAUUAUUGGUACAAGGAGAAGACUUGGUAUAGUUUCGAAACCCUUAAGUGUGAGCCUCCACCAAAGAUGUGUGAGCAUUUUACGCAGAUUGUGUGGAGGGAUUCGACGCAUGUUGGAUGUGCCUUGCAACAUUGCAAGAACAACGGUACUGGCAUGCUCAUCGCGUGCGAGUAUAAUCCAGCGGGUAAUUAUGUCAAUGAGAAUCCUCUUGUUCAUGCAGCUAAGUAA